AUGAUAGCAUCACCGCCACGCAUCGUCAAUGUAGGAAUUAUUGGCUGUGGAGAGGUCACCCAAGUGGUUCACAUCCCGACGCUCAGUCUUUUGUCGGAUUUCUUUAAAAUCACCUAUCUUUGCGAUAUCUCGCAAGAUGCGUUGAACCAUUGCUCACAGAAAAUCGACGCCCACAUCCCGAAGACCACCAAAGAUCCUGUCGAGCUGUGUGCAUCCUCCGCUGUCGAUGUCGUGUUCGUUGUGAACUCGGACGAAUACCAUGUCUCUCAUGCCACACUUGCACUCGAAUCGGGCAAACAUGUGUUUGUCGAGAAGCCAUUGGCCUUGACUGUGCGAGAUGUCGACACCCUCAGAAAAGCGGAAGAGAAAGCACCGGGAAAAUUGAUGGUAGGAUACAUGAGGAGGUAUGCAGCGGCGUUCAUCGACGCUUUGAAGGAGAUUGGUGGAAUGGAAAAGAUUACAUAUGCCCGGGUCCGCGAUAUCAUCGGACCGAAUAGCACCUUUGUGUCACAAUCGGGGACGUUUCCCAAGAGGUUUGACGACUACGCUCCUGAGGACUCUCAAGAUAAAACCGCGAGAGCUGCGGAGCUGGUCGAACAAGCUCUCAGCCGAGAAUGUGGGGUACCAGUGACGCCGGCUAGCACUCGAAUGUGGCGAGUGUUGGGAGGAUUGGGCUCACACGAUCUAUCACUGAUGCGAGAGGCGCUGGGGAUGCCGACCAAAGUCAUCGGGGCGCAUCUUGGAUUCCCUUUUUGGAGUGUCUUGUUCCAAUACCCUGGCUUUGCAGCCGUGUAUGAAUCCGGUUUGGAUGCGAUUCUGCGCUUUGACGCGCACAUCGAGAUAUAUUCCAGCAACAAGGUAGUUCGUGUCCAGUACGACACUCCAUAUGUCAAGGGUCUCCCGAUCACGAUGCACAUUUCAGAAAAUGUGGACGGCACCUAUCAGGAGAGAACCGUGCGGAAGACGUAUGAAGAUCCUUACACGCUGGAGAUGAAAGAACUCUAUGCCAUGAUUGUGGACGGUAAGCCGGUUAAGACGACGUCGGCGGAUGCCGCAGAAGAUCUUCAGAUUUUCAAGAUGAUCCUACCUGUUUUGGUCGAAAUUCCAGGAGGCGGAUACGUGGAAACGUCGUUUGCCGCAGGAGCAGAUGUGGUUUCUCUUACUGAGGCUGUGGUAUACGUCUUCAUCCAUUACCGCGUGAAUAUCUUUGGAUUCUUAUCGACGACGGGACUUUCCCAGGAAACAUCCCCAUAUCUUUCAAGCGGUAACUACGGACUGGCUGAUUGGACACUGGGUUUACAAUGGGUUCACGACAAUAUUGAUCUAUUCGGCGGAGAUCCCAACCGGGUGACCGUCCACGGCUCCAGCGCCGGAGCAUGGGCAAUGAGCCUAGUACAGGUCACCCCCAAAACGAAAGGCUUGUUCCAACAAAUUAUGGUGGAAAGUGGCGGAAGUGACCAAUCCAUUACAGUGAGCAGCUUGGAGAAAAAGGAGGCGCUAGGCCAGACACUGACAUCCGCGGCUGGCUGUCCAUGGAACGAAACAUCGGACCCGGACUACGCACUGCAGAACGCUUGCCUAAGGAACGCCAGUGUUAUCGAUCUUAUGGAGGCGUUCAUUUCCCAGGACACCUUCCUGUGGUAUGACGAACAUGCACUGUUUCCAGCACCGGAUGGUUGGUGGCUACCGGACUAUCCGCAGACACUCUAUGACAGUGGCGCUUUUCAUCAAGUUCCCAUCCUGGCUGGCUCAGCUAUGGACGAAAUGAACCUCAUUCAGUUUCUGCCGUAUUUGAAUGUUUCCGGCCAAUGGUUGUAUAAUGCAACAGCAUGGGAGGAUGUCGCUGGGUGGUGCAAAAACUUCACUUCCAAGGGCGGUGUCAAUGUUUCUGCCACCGGCGCUCUCAACGAUUACUAUCUCGAUCCAAAUCGCACGUUCGACGUGCGAGUGAACCGCAACUCCACUGACGGUGUGGGCACCAACAUGGGUCCUUAUGCUGCUAUGGUGGAAAUUAGCAGCGGGGUUAUUUUUCAAUGCCCUCUGCGGCGUAAUCUGCGCCAUCAAGCUUCAGCUGGCCAACCUGCUUUCGGAUAUACCUUUGGAUAUCGGUCCCCUAACGCUGCUGGUGGUGUGGCCGCUUUUGCCGAACACGGUUCGCAGUUAGGUCUGGGGUUCGACCCCCUUGCUCCUUACCUGACCAACACAAAAGACGAGUUCAUAGCUCAUACCAUGCAACAGUACUGGGCUUCGUUCGUCAUCAACGGGGAUGAGAACAAUUUCACGGGUAUUGAUUUCUCCUUCGGGGUCAAUCAAACACUUCCUCGCUGGCCGAGUCAGACAGAGGCAGGUGACACUGUGCUCCGUAUCGGCAACCACGACGUCAUGCGAGAUUCUACUAUCGACAAGGUGACAGGAGCGUACGCCUACUGCGACCUUCAGGAUGCAGUCAUUCCCUCCUAUACCUACAGACCGAAUUGUGCCCCCGGCUAUUCACUCACAAAGGACUUCAAGGGCUGCGCGUAA
Messenger RNA from Fonsecaea nubica, 2523 nucleotides. RefSeq lists its product as hypothetical. Lineage: Eukaryota; Fungi; Ascomycota; Eurotiomycetes; Chaetothyriales; Herpotrichiellaceae. The transcript is spliced from 4 exons. The record is from RefSeq and is a predicted model, not a curated record. Gene Ontology annotation, molecular function: nucleotide binding. Bases 1 to 2523 code for a protein of 840 amino acids.